UCUCGCGAGACUCAGUUCUUGCUCUUCAGCUGAUUUUCCUGUGGCUUUUUUGUGAUCUUUUCCUGUUAGAUUUGUAGUAAAGAGGCAGAACUUGGCAAAUGGCUAAAGUAGAGCUGGCACCGCUAAGACCGUGGAAUGAUUUUUUCCCCAGUUCGGACAGAUUCGCUAAACCAGAUGUGAAAGAUCUAGCGAAAUGGAACAACAGAGUUGUCAGCAACCUGCUUUACUAUCAGACAAAUUAUCUGGCUUUGGCCAUAGUUGGUUUCCUCAUUGUCGGGUUCCUGAACCCUGUGGGGAUGUUCACAGCCAUGGCCGUGGUGUCGUGUGUUUUCUUAGGGUCAGUGUGGGCUGGAGAGUACAGAACUGUGAUCAACAACUUCAAGAGGCACAAUCCCACAGCAUUUGUGUUCGCCAUCAUGGUCGCCAGCUACAUCCUAAUCUCUGUGCUGGGGAGUGUCAUGGUGUUCAUGUCAGCAAUCACUUUACCCCUGGCCUUGAUAUUUGCACAUGCUUCAUUUCGCCUCCGCAACAUGAAGAAUAAACUGGAGAACAAGAUAGAAGGCGCUGGACUGAAGAGGUCACCAAUGGGCAUUUUGCUGGACGCUCUGGGUCAGCAAGAAGAGAACCUUCAAAAGAUCCACACCUUGCUAGAGGCUAAACUGAAGGAGUGAUUGGGCAUGAAAGGAAAGGAGUGCACACACACGCAUGUGUUCAUCUUUUGGCCAAAGAGCUUGACUUCUUACUUAGAUGUAGCAAAAGUAUGCAUCCCUGUUAAAGUUUGUGUCAUUUAAAGUGUGUGUGUGUACACCCAUGUGUGUUUUGAAAAGACAUUUUGUUAUCUGAAGGGCUUCACUUCAGGAUAUCUGUCACUCCACCCAGAACUUGUCAGGACACUUUUGUCAAACAGCGAUGAGGGCAUCUCAGUGCUACCUCAUGUCUGCACUAUGCAAUGUGGCAGUGUUCCUGUGCUGUACAGCUGCGCACUCCUUAAGUAUGAAAUGUGGGUUAAAUCAAUCUCAGAAACAGCCGUCAGUCCUGCCAGGUUCUGCUCAGCUGAAACUGUGAAGGCAAUGCCAGUGUUGUGUUUUAACAAAGAAUUAAAAGCACACACUUGCACAUUACUGCCAAAACACUGAAGGCUGGAUUGUUUCAAGCUUUUGAAUAAUUUCUCCACAUAACAUGUAAGUGUUUACUUAAAUAUGCAUUUGAAGAGAAACAAACUGAUCUUAUGCUCAUGCAAAUAGAGAGAGCCAGAUGAAAGGGAACAUUUUGUGUUGAGCUUUGAAAUACAUGAGUCAGAGACAGAUCAGUGUGUCAGUGAAGACUUCAAAGGUGGGAGGUCUUAACCCCUGCCCACCAGCAUUCCUCCUGCACCUCAGACUGUUUAAUCUGGACUGUGCCCUCUGGGUGAUGGAUUGGCUAACUUACUCCUGUGCUAAUCAAUGGGCUGUAGUAGAUUAAAGUACGGAAAGCUGA
Molecule: messenger RNA, 1476 nt
Organism: Monopterus albus (swamp eel)
Lineage: Eukaryota; Metazoa; Chordata; Actinopteri; Synbranchiformes; Synbranchidae
Gene: arl6ip5a
Product: ADP-ribosylation factor-like 6 interacting protein 5a
Exons: 3
Coding region: 99-671 (190 amino acids)
Biological process (GO): negative regulation of transport
Cellular component (GO): membrane
Source: RefSeq, a predicted model, not a curated record